UUCGGCCAUAUUGAAAAAUAUCGAUGUUUGUUUAUGUUUAUCUGCUUUUUGGAGAGUUAAAAAAGUGAUUGUGUUUAGAGUUAAAAAUCUAAAAUAUAUCAAUAAAAAUGAAGAGAGGAAGAAUAAACAAUUAUCGAUUUAACGUCUCCUAAGUAAUGUUACAAAAGAGACAAUGCUUGAGAUUAUUAUCGGUUUUUCUCCAAGACGUCAAUCAGUAACCUUUAUUUGUCUCUUAUGACCAUCAUGAAAUCAAUAUUUUCAUCCCUGCAUGCGUUUUAUACAUUUUCUGAUGAUAAAACAAAUGAAAGUUUAAUUGUGUUGUUUUUUACAAAACAAUGACAAUGGAACUGAUAUUAUGAGGCAAAAGUUAUUUUUGGAAUGUCUCACGUUUUUAAAUAAUUAAAAAAGGUUUAAUUUAAAGUCUGCGAGAAUGACACUGUAUUUUGAUACACGGGUGCAAAAUCCUGAAAGCGCUUCAAUUAAUACUUGCGCGAUUUGGCAUUCGAAUUUGCCAUUUCUUGCGGUUGCGGCUUUCUCUCAAGACAAAGGGGGCUUUGUGACACUUUUCGACGAUCAAGGGGAACCUCUUCAGGAUGUUGAAUCACCAGGUCAUUCGGUGGCCCAAGUCACGGCUCUUGCUUGGCAUCCUGAGAGAAAAUGGCUAGUUAUUGGCUGGGAAAGUGGCGAAAUGCGGGUCUGGGCAGGCGACACUGGUUCGAAUGAAUUUAAUACAAUCGUAACUCCACAUCGGGAUCCUAUUCUUAUUUUACAAUGGAGUCAAAAUGGAGGAAGACUUGUAUCGGCCGAUGCUGCGGGUUCGGCAGUUGGAUGGAAAAUAGAUUCGAGAAAUCAACUUUUUAUGACUUUUCAUCACGAAUUAAAGGAUUCUUUCACUCACAUUGCCUUUAAGAUUUCUCCUCUAAAACCUGCGGUCGAUUUAAGUGGCUUGGCAAAAGCAGCAGUGGCAGGCGAUGAAAGAGCCCUGGAUCUCUUUAGUUCGUGGCGGCCGAAAACCGCGGCACCAACGGCAAUACCAACACAAAGGGACAAUCACGCAUUCUACAUUGGCACCGCAAAUGCGACAAUUUAUUUUGUUGACAUUCAAGGUCAAUGUGUAGAAGUCAUCAACAUGAACGAUACGACUCUUCAUGCUUUAUUACAUCAUCAAUCGAGGGAUUCUCUCGUUGUUUUGACAGCGGGACUAAAUAUUGCCCAUUAUCAAGCUGAUCCGAUAACUGGCCAACUAACCGAAUUGACAAAAGUGAAACUCAGUGGAAAGAGUGAUAUUUCACGAAGUGGUCCCUCGAUUUGUUGGACAGGUGGAAAUACUCUCGCGAUUCUCACAGGCGAACUCGAUGUGAGAUGCUGGGAUCUUCAUACAAACGACUCUUACGUUUUAUCACCAUCGGAAUCAAUAAUGGGAAAUGUCGCCGCGCCACAGGAAAUAUGCACCAGUUUAUCCUACUGCAAAAAUAAUGAAACCCUCGCUGCUGGUACAAAUUUAGGAACGAUAUUUUUCUGGAAAAAGAAAACGGGCUCUGACUCAAUUGAAAACAGUUGGCCAACAUGCCCUGAAUCGUGUACAGUUCACGGAACAGUGAAACAACUCGUUUGGGGUGCUGUAAUGCUACGAAGUCCUCUACUCGCAGUAAAUUGUAUCACAAACGUUUUCAUUCUCCAUCAACAGCCAAUGUGUGCCGCCUAUAAUGACGGUAUUUGCGCCAGUCAAUUGAGUCCAACGCAAAUUUUCCUGCAAAAAGAUGAUAAAAGUCAUAUUCUAAAGACCGAAAUUCAAGUACAAAUAUUGGCAGUCAAUAAUGAUUACGUCGCAGUGUCUUCCGGACGACAAAUUGCCCUCUAUAGAUUGAAAAAAGAUGGUAUGUUCAGUACAUCGUCAGUGUCGAAUUUCGCUUGUGACACGGAGAAAAUACUCAUUUACGAGAGUAUUUUGGUGAUUUUAACGCCAAUUGUCAUUCAAUUGAGAUCAAUCGAGGGAACAAUUAUUCAAACCCUGUCAACAUUACCCGAGGAGGGCGAACCAAUAACAAUGGAAUUGACAGGACAGUAUUUAACAGUUGCUUCAUUAAAUGGAAUUUUAAAGAUAUGGGAUCUCGGUAAACGUGAGGCGAAAUUAUAUACACGUGCAAUGACAUGUUAUGAGGCAAUUAGCGAUUUUGCCGAGAUUAUUGAAGCUAAAUGUAAUUCUGAUUGUCGAUAUGUUUCAAUUACUGUGGCGAUGGCCAAUUUAAUGCCGAGCUCAAUUUUAUACGUUUGGGAUAUUGAGAGCGAUCAAUUGCAUGAAUUUGAUUUUGCCAAUAAUGACGAUGGAAUUGAUGAUUAUUCCGCAUUAGUCACGAAGUGUAAAGGAAGAUUAGUGACCGCACAUUGUUGGGACACCGAUGAUCCCAGACUUUUGAUUUGUCGAGCACAAAAGCCAGAAACAAGAGAUUCAAAAUCAACAAAGUCUUCAAGUGAAUCUGACGAAUCGGCGAAUGUUGUUUUGGUUUCAAUGUUUGCGAGUUCCGAUCAUGGAAUUGUCGUUCAGGAUGUGAGAUCAUUGAACGAUGACAAUUGUCGUCUACUGGGCGUACAAUCGCCUCAUAUAAUAAUUUUAAAUUCCGAAUUAUCAUCAAGCAGUGAUGGUAAAGUUGCUCGUCUAGUAAUGAAGGAUUUCGAGGAACUAGAGGAUUGUGAUUUAACAACAAAAAAGGCUAUUUUGGAUUUUUGCUUCUAUUUAAGUAUCACCAAUAUGGACGAGGCAUUUAAGGCAAUCAAGACAAUUAAAAAUGAGACCGUGUGGAAGAGUCUAGCGAAAAUGUGCGUGAAAACGAAACAAUUGGAUAUGGCAAUGUUGUGCUUGGGUCAUAUGAAACAGGCGAAGGCAGCGCGAGCACUUCGCGAGGCAAUGCACGACGAUUCAUUGACACUCGAGGCGAAAAUUGGAAUUCUCGCUAUUGAACUCGGACUGCAUAACGACGCGGAACGACUUUUUCGUGAGGCGAAGAGAUUGGAUCUAAUUGGAUCGUUACUGGAGGCUCGUAAUAAAUUUAAGGAGUCAUUGACAUUGGCCUCGAGUGAGAAUAAAAUUCGUGAGAAGACAUGUUAUUAUAAUUAUGCGAAAGCACUGGAACGACAGGGAAAAAUAACGGAGGCCAUAGAGAAUUAUACGAAAGCCGAUUGCCAUAGAUUUGAAGUGCCUAGAAUGCUUUUGCUCAAGCCGCGAGAUUUGCAAACUUAUUUGAAUACUUCCGAGGAUCAAGAUGUGAAGAAUUGGCACGCGCAGUAUACGGAAUCAACAGGCGAUAUGGAAGGCGCAUUACGUUUAUAUGAAGCCGCUCAAGAUACUCUCUCAAUGACGAGAUUAUUGUGUUUUCUUAAUCGAGAGGACGAAGCUUGUGAAUUGGUUAUGAGAACGAAUCAUGCAGCUUCUGCAUAUCAUUUGGCUGCGCAUUAUGAGUCAAAAAAUAAUGUCACCCAAGCAGUUCACUUCUAUUCGAUGGCUAAAGCUUACACGAAUGCCAUUCGAUUGUACAAGGAGCACGACAUGACAGAGGAAUUAUGGCCAUUGGCAAUGUUGGCGCCGCGUCAAUCGCAAAUUGACGUUGCAAAAUAUUACGAGGAGAACGAUAAACCGGACAAGGCAGUGUUACUCUAUCACAAAUCGGGAUUACUACGAAAAGCAAUGGAUCUCGCUUUUAAAACACAACAAUACGAUGCUCUGCAAAUAAUCACAAUGGACGUGAAUGCCGAUUCAGAUCCGGCAUUAAUACAAAAAUGUGCCGAUUAUUUUGUUCAAAAUGAACAAAUUGAAAAAGCAGUCGAUUUACUUGCAACCGGAAAAAAUUACAUCGAAGCACUGCAAUUAAUUCAAGAGCACAAUAUCACGCUCACUGAGGAUUUAGCCGAAAAAAUGACAGUCGAAAAAGUUGAGAAGGACCUGGAACGUGAAAGAUUGAGAAUUUCGACAUUAGAGAGAAUUGGAGAAAUUGCAUUUCAUCAGGGAAAUUAUCAUUUAGCGACAAAAAAAUUCACUCAAGCUGGCAAUAAAUUGCGAGCAAUGAAGGCAUUGCUAAAAUCGGGUGAUACCGAAAAAAUAUGUUUCUUCGCACAAGUUUCACGUCAACGGGAAAUUUACAUUAUGGCUGGAAAUUAUCUUCAGUCACUCGAUUGGCAAAAUCAACCGGAAGUUCUGAGGAAUAUUAUUAAUUUCUAUUCAAAGGGCAAGGCAAUGGAUUUGUUGGCGAAUUUUUACGUUGCCUGUGCGCAAGUUGAAAUUGAUGAAUUUCAAAAUUAUGAAAAAGCCCUCGAUGCUCUUAAUCAGGCAGGUAAGUGUUUGGGAAAAGUUGUCGAUCCCCGAGAUUCGGAAGUUCAUCGAAGAGCCAUUGAAGUUGUCAAUGGACGAAUGUCAACGGUGAAACGAUAUUUGGACAUUAAAAGAUUAUUUGAUCGAGGCGAUACGGAGACGGCGAUGAAUCAAGUGCGACAUUUGUUGGAUACAAAAGGCGACGAUUUGGAGCAAUCGGUACGUCGUGGGGAUUUAUUUGCGACGAUUACUCAACAUUUUGCGGAUAUUGGAAAAAUGGAGAAGGCACGUGCAACUGUUGAAGAAUUGAAGCGCCUUGUUCCUGGUAUUAAUUUGAGUUAUUAUUAUAAUGUUAAUCUACUGGAGGCGCUUGGCUAUAAAAUAAAUGUCGAACGCGAGGACAAUUCAGACAAGGAUGAUGGAAUUGAGGAGCUUCUCGGUGAUUGAAUUCUAACGAUUUCUCAUUAUUCAUUUCACUUUUUUGAUCUCAUAGAAUUUAAAACAUUUACUUAUUUUAGAGAUUAAUAUUUAAGAAUCAGCACUGAAUAGCCUCGCUACCUCUUUACAUCAAUCGGCAAUUUUUUCAGAAAAAAUAUUUGAAAAAAUUGCAGAUUCUUUUUAGUUUGCUGUAAAAGUUAUAACACAAAAUCUGAAAUUUAUAUUAAAUUUAAAUUCGCAUUUAAAAUUAUGCAAAAAGAAUAUUUAUCAGAAUUUAUAAAUUUUUCAACAGUUGUGUAAAUUUUUAUCAUCUCAGGCCUCGGUUGAGAGUUCAAAACUAAAUUUCUGAAUUCAAUUAUUUAAAAUUUCAAUAUCUUGUUAAAUAAAUAUUUAAAAUAUGUACUUUUAUAUAUUUUUUUAAACGGGAGUUAAAAUUUCUAUUU
Messenger RNA from Leptopilina heterotoma, 5184 nucleotides. RefSeq names its product intraflagellar transport protein 140 homolog (gene rempA). Gene Ontology annotation, biological process: intraciliary retrograde transport. Bases 431 to 4750 code for a protein of 1439 amino acids. Lineage: Eukaryota; Metazoa; Arthropoda; Insecta; Hymenoptera; Figitidae. Gene Ontology annotation, cellular component: ciliary basal body; intraciliary transport particle A; axoneme. The transcript is spliced from 12 exons. Gene Ontology annotation, molecular function: protein binding. The record is from RefSeq and is a predicted model, not a curated record.